UUGACCACACCCACAACCGCCAAACACAAUAGCACAGUGGCAGCACGUCAACAAUGGCUCCCCAUCCUCUCUCUUAAGUUCCAGCGACUCAUGGAGAUAGUGUCCCCUUCAACCCGCAGCAAACUCGAUGCUUUGACAACACGCUAUCCUCAAAUCAAAAGCUUGGAUGUCGCAGCAGAAUUUUUAUCUGUCCUCCUGGCAGAUGCAUUCCUGCAAGCCUCAGUCCCAGAAGACGAGGGGCUUACGGCGGUCACGACUUGUCGCGAUAUCCUCUCCGCUAAACCCAAGUUGUAUUCUCAAAUGCAAUGUGCACGAUUAGCGGACAACUCGAAUGUCCAAUUCGCAGCCAUAGCCAGUUCUCCACUGGCUCCAGCACUUGUAUCUUCAGCUUGUCGGCGUAUUCUAGACGAAGUCAGUAGGAAUAUCGGGACGUCUGGACCAUUGGAUCUUUGGGAGCCGCGAAAGCACACAGACUACAAGGACGAAAGCAUCCUCACUUUCCUGGAAUCCCUCAGGCUAUCCCACCGAUACAACACUCUCUCCAUCAUUCUGCACGACUUGGGAGGAUUCAGCAACGACCCAAUUCUCAGUGCACGCGUUUCAGAGAUCUUCAGUCCAACAAACAAGUUCCUUGUGAAUGCCUCCGGGACUGGCAAAACUCGUCUUUGUUAUGAAGGGCUCUGCACCAAGUGGGGCUUUUAUUUAUGUGUCCAUAACGACGAGGGUCGUUUGGGGUCGUAUGAUCUGGAAAAAAAAUUGCGUGGAUGCCGAGAGGACUUCAUGUUGAACACGAAAUCUGGCGAGUAUCACAGGAACAUCGAGCGACUGGUUGUGUUGUUCCGUGCCAUAUUGCUUGCUCGACUACUUAUAUUCUUGGUUUUCCUCGAAGCAGAAGAAGUUGCCGAACUCCAAGGCUCACACGACCAUCUCAAGAAGCGUUGGCUCACGAUGCAACUUAAUCCAAUGAACAUCAAUGGUCCACCAGUAAUCACCGACCCAUUCGAACGUCUCGCGUACCAUUUGGUGAAACACGACUCGUCUUGUCUCUCUAAAAACAUAGCAAUUGCUCUGGACAAGAUAUACCGGGUGAUUGGAGAGCCCCUGUUUUUGGUCGUCGACGAAGCAAGCUAUGCCAUCAGAAUGUAUUCUCGCGAGUUGAAUGGUGCUUGUCUUCUGCAAAUUCUCCUCGCAGAAUGGAAGGAAAGCACCGGAAAACACUGCAUCAUUAUCUGCGCCGGUAUCAAAAUACCUCAAGAGCGGUUCAAAGACGGCGCUGGCAGCGAUUUUGACUGGACUUCCGAUACAGGUGGAUUUGACGAUCCUGUUCAGCAAGAGCGAUAUGUAGCCCAGUUUCUGCCGCCAUCGCUACGUGAUUCCCCAGCUGGGCAUUUUCUCGUGACGAGAACAUGGCGCUGGCUGCGAGGAAGGCACCGCCUUACAGCGACGUUCAUGGCCAUUCUUCUGUCCGAGGGGCUUUCCCAGCCUCAUAAGCGGCUUGAUGGUUAUAUCGAGCACGCUAUAUCCUUCCGACCGGUGGAUGCCGUCGACUUUUUGGAAGCGGAAGGAGAUGCACCAAGUUGGCCCGGGGGAUUCCAUCCAAUAAAAGCCUCGGACAUGUUGGAAGAGGAAAAGGACUUGUUUCGCAAAAUUCUCUUCCGGUACCUAGCGACUCAUCAGACCUCGCCCGCUUUGGCAAUCGACCAAGUGGCUCUGAUGUAUUAUGACUGGGCACGUUUUGGAGACACGCGCAUGACGAAAAUCGUGCUUGACGAACCCAUGCCUCUUUUAGGCAUCGCACGGACACUCUUUCCCUACCCCACAGAACCAAGGCCAGGCGAGCCAAAUGAGAAUCCGGCGACCUUUAUUCGCAGUCUCUGUCGAAACAUCCCUCAAACAUCAGAAUCUCUUGCGCAUUGUCUUGUCUUCUAUCUUACCCAGGCCCUUGGUAAGGGCAAGCGCCUCAAUCAAAUCUUCUCAUCUCUAAGUGGACCUCUGGAAUGGACCCAACAACCCGCAGAGCUGGUUCGUUUCUACCGGACUGAUUCAGACAAGGUAGCUUGGUCGCCGGUAGCUAGAGGCGACUUCCAAUCUUUCCGACCGCUUGCAUAUCAAGCAACAUCAGUAGAGGACACCCUUGCGUGGAUGGAACAUCGGGUUGGAACAGCGUUUUGUUUACCACAUUCAUCAAACGUUGACCUCGUAUUCGUCAUUCGCAUGGCAGACGGAGAUUUCGUCUGGGUCAUCCUCAAAGCAGUGGUCAAUGAAGAGCCCAUUCAACCCUCAAAUCUCGGUGCGAUGCUAUCAUCACUACAGCCCAACGCUCUCCUGCAGGAAGUCGAUGACGUCAAUCAAGUGCGACUACAGCGUGCAUAUGAUUCGCUUCCCAAGACUGGUGGCUGCAAAAUUUUGCGUGCCUUAUGUGCCUUUCCUGUCGAGAUUCUUGUUUUCGAGGCCGGUCAGACUCCCGGUUUUGAUCAGGGCCUUGAAACCACUGACGUUGCCAUUAUCAACAUCUCAGCUCUCGAAUCUCGCUCUUAUCAAGUCAUGCAGCUGUCUUUUUUUGAUGCAAUCGUCGCGGGUGUGUUAGCGGGCAACAAACGCAAGUCGCGCUGGGAAAAUGACGAUGAAAAAACAUUGCGGACAAGUCGGAAGCGGCUCAAGUUGGAGUAUCUCAAUGGUCGAGAGCAGAGGCUACUCAUAUGGCCACAAGUGUGGUGGGACGGGCCAAUCGUGCCCGAACCUGAGGAUUUGGAGGAGCUCGAAGCGACGCGCACACAAGCCAGGAGGCAACCAAUGCGGCGCGACAAGGGGAAAAAUAAGAAAACAAAGGGGUCUACAGAAGAGAGAACGCGAAUAGACGGAGCCUACAAGUUGUCUGCCAAGAACACCAAGACCACUCACAGCAAGCGAAGUAGGCCUCCGACUGACCAGACUGUGGCGCCUCGGGGUAGAUCGAGAAGAACCACAGCAGAUGUCGAUGGCACGUCUGAGCCUUCUGCGGAAAGCAGCAAAAAUCCUCGUACGAAACGAAAGGCGCCGCCUGUAGAUGAACCAGAAGUCGUCACUAUAGAUCUUGACAAAACUCCAGCACAAAACACGCGCAGUAGAUCCAAGAAGGUCUGA
This is a messenger RNA of Mycena indigotica, 3123 nucleotides long. RefSeq lists its product as uncharacterized. The coding region runs from base 91 to 3123 and encodes 1010 amino acids. The record is from RefSeq and is a predicted model, not a curated record. The transcript is spliced from 6 exons. NCBI's taxonomy places the organism in Eukaryota, Fungi, Basidiomycota, Agaricomycetes, Agaricales, Mycenaceae.